This is a messenger RNA of Punica granatum (pomegranate), 2646 nucleotides long. Lineage: Eukaryota; Viridiplantae; Streptophyta; Magnoliopsida; Myrtales; Lythraceae. The record is from RefSeq and is a predicted model, not a curated record.
ACUUUAUAAGAAAUUUUGGGGAAAAGGGACAUGGUGAUAUUUCAUUACCAAACGGUCCCCACUAUCCUCUAAUAAGAAGGAACCAACGGCUCGUAGCGUCUAAAGAUAUGGCGGCAGCUCCUCUCUACUCCCUCACCAUUCCGUACACUACCCUCUCAUUGCAGAACCCAUCCGAAGAGCCAAACAACAAUGCUUCCUCAACCUGCCGAGGCGUCACCCGACUGCCCAAGCACCCCGAGACAGCAAUCUGGAACCGAUCCCUCCGGACUCACCUCGAGGCCGGCUCAUCCAGCCAAGUCCUCCAAUGUUACUGUGAAAUUGUAGCUUGCGGUGUGCCGCUGGACAUAUCCACCUUCCACUUCUUGAUCCACGCGUGCUCGAGAUCCCUGUUGCUCCGACUCGGGAGAGAGGUCCAUGGGCGGGCCUUGAAGCAUGGGCUGGGCGGGAACCAGUCCCUCAGGAACUGCCUGAUGGGUCUAUAUGCGAAGGCUGGGAUGGUUUGGGAUGUAGAACUGCUGUUCCAGAAAGUUCCCGGGAGGGAUGUGGUCACGUGGAAUACGAUGAUCUCAUGCCAUGUUCGGGCCGGGAUGUUGAGGGAGGCAAUGAGGCUAUUCGGGCGGAUGAGAAGUGAAGGAGUCGAGCCCAAUGAGGUCACGAUGGUAAGCUUACUCUCGGCUGUUGCGAAGUUGAGGGACUUGCAAAUGGGGGAGGAGUUGCAUCGCUUCAUUUUGGAGAAGAGGCUAGACAUCAGUGGGAGUCUAUUGAAUUGCUUGGUGGAUAUGUACAUUAAGUGCGGCGCAAUGGACAGAGCACAAGAGCUCUUACCCGACUCGCAAUCGAGAGACGAUGUGAUCCUCUGGACCAGCCUGAUCGGUGGGCACGUGAAAUCGGGUAACAUGAAUGGAGCCCAGGAGCUGUUCGACCGGAUGCCCGAGAAGAACCUGAUUUCCUGGACAACAAUGGCUUCAGGAUAUGUCCAAUUGGGGGAUUACAGAAACAGCCUUGAGGUGUUCCGGGAAAUGCUGCUCGGAGAUGUGGCGCCGGACGAGGUGGCCCUGGUUACAGCUCUUAACGCCUGCAGUCAUGUAGUGGAAUGUGGCAGGCCAUUCGUAUUGCUAGGUGGAAGCAUUCACGGUUUGCUGGUGAAGCUCGGGAUGGCUCUUGAGGGGUUUCUGGGGAAUGCUCUGUUAGACUUCUACGUGAAAUCGGGAUGGAUGGAAGAUGCCAGGAGUGUCUUCCGGCUUUUGCCCCGUAAGACUGCAGUGUCUUGGAACUCAAUGCUGGAGGGAUUCUGCAGGACAGGUGAAUUCAAAGAGGCGAAGGAGUUCUUCGACGGGAUUCCUGAGAAAGAUACGGUUUCAUGGAACAUUAUGAUCGGUUGCUGCACUCGAUUCGGAUACUGCAAGGAAUCGUUCGAGCUGUUCCACCAGAUGCAGAAUUCUAAAGUUGAGCCCGAUAAGGUCACUCUGGUGUGUCUGCUCUCUGCCUGUGCCAAAGUGGGUGCCCUGAGCCAUGGCAUUUGGAUCCACGUCCAUAUGAAAAAGAAUGGAAUCGAAUUGGACAACGCUCUUGCUACAGGGUUAGUAGACAUGUAUGGGAAAUGCGGGAGUGCCGAGAAGGCCGAGGAGGUGUUCUCGGAGAUACCCAAUAAGAGCGUGAGAUUGUGGACGGCUAUGAUGGCAGGGUAUGCCAUGGAGGGCAAAGCCCUGAAAGCAGUCGAACUCUUCUCAGAGAUGGUGAGCCAAGGGUUAAAGCCAGAUUUCAUCACUUUCGUCGCCCUCCUCUCGGCUUGCAGCCAUGGAGGUUUGCUCGAAGAAGCCUACAGGUACUUCAACGAGAUGGAGAGCAAGUACGGAAUUGAACCUAUGGUUCAGCAUUUCGGGUGUAUGGUCGAUCUCUUGGGCCGAGUCGGGAGAUUAGAAGAGGCUCUGGAGAUGAUCUGUUCUAUGCCAUUAGGACCGGAUGCUGCUAUAUGGAGCACAUUCUUGAGAGCCUACGAGAGCCAUCAGAAUGUUGAACUUGCCGAACUAGCUUUCAGACGGCUCGUGGAGCUGGACCCUUCAAGUGAUUCAGCUCACGUGGUUCUCUCCAAGGUGUAUGCGAAAUUGGGCAGAUGGGAUGACAUGAGAUUGGUCAGAAGAAAGUUGCACGAGCUUGGGACGCGGAAGAAACUGGGAUGCAGCAUGAUAGAGCAAGAUGGGUCCGUGCACGAGUUCACAUCGGAGGACUUCUCGAAUCCCCUGUCUCGGGAAAUCUAUUCAACGCUGAGUGAGGUAGAAGAAAGAUCAGGAGGGGAGUCGGGAGAAACGAAUCGGCACAGCGAGAGACUCGCAGUGGCUUUCGGGCUGAUAACGAGCGAGAGAAAGACUCCCAUUCGGGUCGUGAACAACCUCAGGAUCUGCGCCGACUGUCACUCAUUCAUGAAGUUUGUGUCCCGUUCCUACGAGAGAGAGAUCGUCAUUCGGGACAACUAUCGGUUCCAUCGAUUCAAGGACGGGAACUGUUCCUGCAAAGAAUUCUGGUGAUUCGACAUGACGUCUAUAAAUUCUCAGACAUGCCAUCAUUAGCUUUGUUUGAAGAGGGCAAUGGAGGGAAAGCUUCUAUAGAAUUUUCAAAAACUCCAAUACCAUUUUCCCUUUCCUUCAA